This is a messenger RNA of Podarcis raffonei (Aeolian wall lizard), 2001 nucleotides long. RefSeq names its product ras-related protein ORAB-1-like. NCBI's taxonomy places the organism in Eukaryota, Metazoa, Chordata, Lepidosauria, Squamata, Lacertidae. The record is from RefSeq and is a predicted model, not a curated record. Bases 362 to 1003 code for a protein of 213 amino acids. Gene Ontology annotation, molecular function: GTP binding; GTPase activity. The transcript is spliced from 7 exons.
GGGAGCUCCUUUGUUUAUCUUCCCUUUGAGGCAGCAAUCCCGCUGCUCUGUAGCUCCAACCUGGACUCUCCUCCUCGGUCGGCUGGCUUUGACAUUGCAGGUCCUAAGAUAUCCACCUGCGGCAGGAGAUCAUUCAUCGCUCUCCAGCAGCGGAUACUUCAGAAAAGGACUGGUCUCCCUCCGAUUCUCUAAAAGAAGACUCUCUGCCUCUGCAGAGCAACGGGACUGCACCUGCUUCAGCUAGGAAAACACAGAAGCCGAGGCCGCAGGGAAGCAGAAGUUGGGGAACUGCAACCUGCUUUCUGAGUUCUCAAAACAGCGGGACACACCUGGUUUUCUGCAUGCCUGCCUGCCUGCCGACAUGUCAACUAUCAGUCCUGAAUAUGACUACUUGUUUAAGCUGCUCCUGAUUGGCGAUUCUGGAGUUGGGAAGUCAUGCCUUCUGCUCCGUUUUGCGGAUGACACCUACACAGACAGUUACAUCAGUACCAUCGGCGUGGACUUCAAAAUCCGGACAAUAGAGUUGGAGGGAAGGACCAUUAAGCUGCAGAUUUGGGAUACGGCAGGGCAGGAGCGCUUCCGAACAAUCACGUCCAGCUAUUAUCGAGGUGCGCAUGGCAUCAUCAUUGUAUACGAUGUGACAGACCAGGAUUCCUUCAACAACAUGCAUCUCUGGCUGGAGGAAAUCAACCGCUAUGCCAGUGAGAACGUCAACAAACUGAUUGUGGGAAACAAGAGCGACCUCACGAGCAAGAAAGCAGUGGAUUACACUACAGCCAAGGAAUAUGCAGACUCCCUUGGGGUGCCCUUCCUAGAGACCAGUGCGAAAAACGCCACCAAUGUCGAACAGGCCUUCCUCACCAUGGCGGCGGAGAUCAAGAACCGGGUGAGCAGCGGCCCCACCCAGAACGACAGCCAUAAGUCGAACCUCCACAUCCAGAGCGGCCCCCUGAGGCAAGAAGGGCCUGGCCAGGGAGAAGAUGGCGGAGGAGGCUGUUGCUAAGAGAGCAGCCACCCAACGAGCGAAGGAGGGGAAGGUUCGAGGAACGCACAAGGGGGAGGGAGCAGCGGUGAGCCUUGGGCCUGCAGAAUGGCCAACGAUGACGACGGGACCCCCUUUUUCUUCACAGCAUCCCAACGGACUUGGAAUGCACAACAGAACUUCUCCUGGCAAAACAGCCUUGGCCAAUCUAUGUUUGCUUCAUCCCGUUUCCCUGACUUUGGAGCUGUCAUAUCUUUUCCUGUUUAGCAACCACCUCCUGACCUGCUGUACCAACACACACACACACACACACAGCCCAGUUUCCUUCUCUUAGCAAAUCUCCUCCCAGCCCAAUGGAACAUGGGACCUACCAAUUGUCUUGCUGCAUAGAAAGAGGGAAUCGAGGGGGCGGAGAGACCCUUAUACCAGAUUCAUUCGCCUAGAAUCACCAUCAUUACCUGGUUCCGCUUCCACACACACCAAAAUGGGUUUCGGAGCAUGCUAUCAAGAUCCCUUGGCACUGUCUAACAGCCACCACCUCACUCUCAAGCCUUUCCCAUUUUUUAAAAAACCAGUACUGUAUUGCUGAAGGCUGUUCAACUGACAGAAAGGGUAGAUUUCCACUCUUCUCUCGGCCACCCCUUCCCGCUACUGCCUCCUCAAAACUCCUGCCUGCUAGCUCUGAGAGCAUAACUGCAUUACAAACUUACAUUAGCCCAUGGAUCCUGGGGGUUGUAGUUUGGUAAGGGUCAAGAGAAGUUUCUAUUCCAUAGAGUUCACCACCAAAGAACUACAGAUCCCAGAAUUAAGGGGAGAAACUGGAAUAACUCUUUAACCUAAUGUAAGCGUGUGAUGCAGCCAUAAACACAGUACAUCCACACCCAACGUGUCACGGAUGAAAAUACGGACACCGUUGCGCAUGCGUAACAUGCCUGUUCCGCCACUACAGAUCACUGUCUUGGCUCUCCCCAAACCCAGCAAUACACAGACAUUGUUGAAGGUUCCCCUCCCGCAGUGCA